This is a messenger RNA of Bathycoccus prasinos, 735 nucleotides long. RefSeq lists its product with no specific name. The coding region runs from base 1 to 735 and encodes 244 amino acids. Lineage: Eukaryota; Viridiplantae; Chlorophyta; Mamiellophyceae; Mamiellales; Bathycoccaceae. The transcript has a single exon. The record is from RefSeq and is a predicted model, not a curated record.
AUGACGCAGAGACUCCUCCUGUUCAAGCGAAGCCUCUGUCUGAUGAGAUCGUCGUCUGCUUCGCAAAAAGGAGCUUCUGUCUCCUCAUCUUUUACGACGAGCAGUUUUGCUCCCCCUCGUUGUCGUUUUUUUACGACGACGACGAGUUGUCGUUUACAUUCGAGCAUUUCGUUUCCCCUACUCGUACAACACCUCCUCGAAACAAAGACGACGACGACGAGAAGUACAUGGAAACAAUCAUCAUCAUCAACUACUAGUACUCAUAAAUACUUCUCUUCAGACGUUCCAGAUGCGAUGCAAAUUAAAAACGCGAACAAAUACCGCAAGGCGUUGAUCGCGGUGAUUCAUUCCCCGAAAAUGUUCCACGUGUUCCAAGGGACCGGAAUCGAUAUUUUGGACGUCUACGUGACGAAAGACGGAAAAUUCGCGAAGGUUUUAUUCGCGACGCCGUUUCAAGAUCGACGAGAAUCUUUAGCGAGGAAAUUAGAAGUGAACGCGGGGAAGUUGAAAUCAUACGUGAGCUCGAUAUUGAAGAGCAAGAACACGCCGAGAUUGACAUUUGUGGACGCGGAGAAGAGGAAGAUGGAGUACGCGCGAGAGACGGCGGCGUUUGAGGAGAUUCGGAGAGAGCGAAUCGAACGAGGGGAAGAGGAGGAGGAGGGUGAAGAGGGUGAGGACGGCGAGGAAGGUGGUGUGAUUCCCAAAGAUGAUGGGAGAUUGAUUAGAAAACGAUGA